Messenger RNA from Drosophila subpulchrella, 1641 nucleotides. It is a transcript of the gene xit, whose product is annotated as probable dolichyl pyrophosphate Glc1Man9GlcNAc2 alpha-1,3-glucosyltransferase. Bases 64 to 1605 code for a protein of 513 amino acids. Gene Ontology annotation, biological process: protein N-linked glycosylation. Lineage: Eukaryota; Metazoa; Arthropoda; Insecta; Diptera; Drosophilidae. The transcript has 4 exons. Gene Ontology annotation, molecular function: dolichyl pyrophosphate Glc1Man9GlcNAc2 alpha-1,3-glucosyltransferase activity. The record is from RefSeq and is a predicted model, not a curated record. Gene Ontology annotation, cellular component: endoplasmic reticulum membrane.
AAUCGGACAACACACACCGCUGAUAAGAAACGACACCAAACCCAAUCCCCGACAGAAUCGAAGAUGAAGGACCUCUUCUGGCACCUGGUGGGCAUAGCCACCGGCCUGAAGAUCCUCCUGAUUCCUGCCUACCACUCCACAGACUUUGAGGUACAUCGCAACUGGCUGGCCAUCACCCACAGUUUGCCUCUGGAGCGCUGGUAUGUGGAGGCCACCAGCGAAUGGACCCUGGACUAUCCGCCCUUCUUCGCCCACUUCGAGUGGAUGCUAUCGCAGGUGGCCAAGUACGUGGACCCGCGGAUGCUGGAUGUGCAGAACCUUAACUACGAGUCCAAGGGCACCGUCUACUUCCAGCGGCUCUCGGUGAUUGCCACGGAUCUGGUCUAUGUGCUCGGCGUGCGCAGCUGCCUAGGGUCAUUGGGCUUGGCUCGGGACACCCAGCAGCAUUUUGCCGGCUCCAUGUUGCUGCUGCUCAACGUGGGACUGCUCUUCGUCGAUCACAUCCACUUCCAGUACAAUGGCUUCCUGUUUGGCAUACUACUCCUGAGCAUCGGCGCCCUCAUCCGGCAGCGGUUCCUUUGGAGCGCCUUUGCUUUCGCCGUGCUGCUUAACUUCAAGCAUAUCUUCCUGUACAUGGCUCCCGCGUUUGGUGUCUACCUGCUGAGAUUCUAUUGCCUGGAGCAAGCGAAUGUGGUGUCCACGGUGGCCGCCCUUGUCAAACUGCUGGCUGUGGGACUCACACCGUUCGCCGUGUCCUUCGGACCCUUUUGGCAGCAGUUGCCGCAGGUGUUUUCCCGCCUGUUCCCAUUCAAACGCGGCUUGACGCACGCCUACUGGGCGCCCAACUUCUGGGCACUCUACAACACCGCCGACAAGGUGGCCGCUGGCAUUCUGAAGGUCCAGGACGCCGGCGCCUCGACCACGUCGGGAUUGGUGCAGGAAGUCCGGCACUCGGUGCUGCCGGCCAUCACACCACCCGUGACAUUCGCCCUGACCGCUCUCUUUAUGCUGCCCAUUCUGGUGAAGCUCUUUCGCAGUCCCAAGAAUCAAAGUCCCCUGGUCUUCCUGCGAGCCGUGGUGCUGUGUGGCUGCUCCUCCUUCGUCUUUGGCUGGCAUGUCCACGAAAAGGCCAUUUUAAUGGUGCUCAUCCCGCUUUGUCUGUUGACCCUGGUGAACAGGGAGGAUGCCCGAUAUGCCUACAUCCUGGGCGUUGCCGGCUACUUCUCGCUGUUUCCGCUGCUCUUCGACGCGGAUCUGUACAUUCCCCGGUAUUCCCUGUACAUGUCAUACGUGGCCAUGCUGUACGGUCAAUUGUACCGCAUCUUUCCCAACUUCCGGGGCUUCCACGCGCUGGAGUGGCUCUACAUGCUGGGCUUCCUGGCCAUUCCGCUGUACGAGCAUCUGCUCUCGUUCCUCCUCCAUCUGGACAAGCGCCUGCCCUUCCUGCCGCUGCUGCUGACCUCCGUGUACUCGGCACUUGGAGUGCUUUACUUCUUUGGGGCCUACUAUCUCUACGCCCUGGGCUUCAGCUGGGGCAAGGUGACCCCAACGGGCACCUCCUCCUCUUCCACAUCCGCUGUUAAGAGAAAACGAAAAACCAAAUAAACGGAACAGUAGAAUGAGCUUCGGCUUCAGCAGAAA